This is a messenger RNA of Ilex paraguariensis (yerba mate), 441 nucleotides long. NCBI's taxonomy places the organism in Eukaryota, Viridiplantae, Streptophyta, Magnoliopsida, Aquifoliales, Aquifoliaceae. The record is from the annotation of a GenBank genome assembly.
AUGGAUCGCCCCUCAAAUGGUAGCUCACAGCAAGAACAGGAAAAAUCGAAACAGUUCCUUUUUUCAGAGACUCAAGGGAUGGAUGUGGUUGAUUUGGUGCACCUGGUCUUUCUGAUUUUUGGCCAGCAUCAGAGCAGCAUAGUUGAUGUCCAGAUCAAAUCAACACACACAGCAGUGGAAGGUGAAGUAGCAACUCUUCUUCCCACAGGCAUUGCACCUAAAAACUCCGGAGUCAUUAGGGGCUUCAUCAAGAAGCGUGAGGUUGUGGUGUGGGUGAAGUGUGGAUCACAUCUGAAUGAGAAGUUGAUCGCAGACACGACAUGUAUCGUCGCUCAUCUUUUAAUUGGAGAGACUCAGGGGAUGCCGGUGAAUGAAAUGAUGAAUCUGGAUCUCUAUCUCUCUCACUCCAAUGAAUCCGCAAGUGCUACUGUGUCCAGAUGA